AAGGAAGACAAGUUAGAAAAUAAAAUCGCAAGCUUCAUUUCCCUUUUCUUCACUCCUUUGCACUUUCCUACUUUCCUUCCUCUUCCUUUCGUCCUCCGUUCAAUUCCUUUUCCAACGAACUUUUUCUUCGUCAAUCAGAGAAAGUGUGUGUGUGAGAGAGAAUAAUGGAUUGGGGAAACGUCACCGCUGAGGAUCUCAUCGACGCUCUCCGCGAGGUCGAUUGGUCGGCGCCGCCGCGCCCGCUGUCGGAAUUCUUCUCUCGAUUUACCGUUCCCAGAUCUUCUUCCAAAUGGAACAGCCGCCUCAAAUGCAAUCUCUACUACUACCGGACCAACUACUUCCUUUUGAUUGUGUCUGUUCUCAUAUUGGGAUUUCUUCGGAGGCCGCUUGCUAUUGUAGCCGCACUUCUUACUGCACUCAGCAUUGCUUUUCUGAAUGACAGCUUUGCAGGUACCUUUAGUGAGAAGGUAACAAGAACAGUUAGGCAAUUUUCACCACAUUUAGCUGCCAAAAUGAGACCUCCUCUCACGCCUGUUAUUCGUGGACGUCCUUCAGCCAAGAGAGCAAUUUAUAUAUGUGGUCGGCCACGUUGGGUGUUUGUCUUGAUAUUUUCUUCUGCAAGUUUCAUCCUUUGGUUUGUUUCUGCUGGUCUCCUGACUGUUUUAUGGGCUCUUUCUAUUGGUCUUCUUGCUACCAUCCUACAUGCAAGCUUUAGAACACCAAACUUGAAAGCUCGUCUAAACACAUUCCGUGAAGAAUUCCGUGCAGUAUGGCGCAAUUAUAGUGAACUUUAGCUUACAUAAAAUUUGUUGGACUUUGAUGUGUUGCUGCUUUAUGAAGUAUUUUCCUUUAAUUGGAAUGGAACAUUCUAUAGGAAGUUGCGAACCAUUGGAACUACCAGCAGAUUGUAAAUUUUCAGGAAUCUUGCUUUUGUAAAGUACACUGUUUACGUUGUUUAUUAUGUCUAGAGGAAGCAUUGAAAUAUUGAUACAUGCUGUAACCUAGAGAAUGUCGUCAUUCUAGUUGUCAAAGUUCUUAAUUGCUCUAGACAUUGGUGACAUAAGAUACGUCAAGUUCUUUUAUGUUUCUUUUAUUUUGAUAUUGUUGUGAUUCUGAUUAAGGUAGCAAAAAUGGUUGCUUGCAUUGUAUAAUGCUUGCAUUAGUGCGUAGUGGAUGAGUAGAACUUCAGUUCAUGCAUCACA
This is a messenger RNA of Vigna angularis (adzuki bean), 1202 nucleotides long. Its product is annotated as PRA1 family protein A1. Gene Ontology annotation, cellular component: membrane. The record is from RefSeq and is a predicted model, not a curated record. The coding region runs from base 165 to 794 and encodes 209 amino acids. Lineage: Eukaryota; Viridiplantae; Streptophyta; Magnoliopsida; Fabales; Fabaceae. The transcript has 8 exons.